UUCUGUGGUUUCUAUUCUAUGGUGAAGUUGAUCCAAGUUGAUCGCAAAAAGAGUUCGCCGAUUUAUUUCUUUCUCCCUCGUAAAUCGACAAUAGGCCGAUUGACAACAAAACGACUAUCCUGGGGGCAUUAUUUUUCGUAAAUGAUAAAUGCUUCCUAAAUAAUUGUUGUGAACCGAGAGCCUGUAUUCGUGAUUAAUACAGUGGAGGACAAAAUAUGAAGAGGCGAAAUGCCGAAUCUGGCAAGAUGCGGCGCCCAAUAAAGCGCACAAAAAUCGCCGAAGGAAUGUAUGGAAAUUCUCUGUUGUACCUGAAGUUCGUGCUGCUGUGGGUGGUGGUGGUGAUGGCGGACUACAUGCUGGAGUUCAGGUUCGAGUUCCUGUGGCCGUUCUGGAUGAUGUUGAGGUCCAUCUACGACUCGUUUAAAUAUCAUGGCGUUGCGUUCUCAGUUUUCUUCAUAUUUAUAGCGUUAACGUCGGACCUCAUAUGUUAUUUCUUCAUACCACUACAGUACAUAUUCUUCGCGGCAAGUACCUAUGUAUGGGUACAAUAUGUGUGGUACACAUUCGCGGACAAGGGCGUGUGCCUGCCGACGGUGGCGCUGUGCUGCCUGGUGGUGUACACGGAGGGCGCCGUGAGAGCUCGCGCCGGCCCCUUCGAGCUGUGGCGCCCGCUGGCGGCGCACUGCCUCGGCUACCCGGCGCUGUCGCUGGGCUUCGGCGUCAAGGCGUACGUGGGCCAGCGGCUGCGGCUGCGGCGGCAGCGGCAAGUGCGCGCUGAGAACGAGUUCUACUUCCAGCUGCUGCGCGACGCGCUGCCCGAGUCCGCGCUAGAGCAGAACGGGCCCAGCAGUAAAGAAGAAUGUAAAACGACAGAGAAUGGCGGCGAGCAGUACAGCCCCGCGUCGAGCGAGACGCGGCACAUGAACGGCUCGGUGCGGCGCCGGUGCGCGCGCGACCACAACGGCGUGUGCGUGGCCGACCACCCCAUACAUGUUAAGUUAGAGAAGUUGGAGAAGCACUUGGCGCAGCAGACGGCAGCCCGCGACAAGUCGCAGGCCGACAAGUCGCAGGUCGACAAGUCGCAGGCCGACAAGUCGCAUGCCGACAAGUCGCACAACCCGCCGACGAGCUCGCUGGCGAGCUCGCACGCGAGCGCGGCGCACGCACACACGAACGGCGCGGCCGGCGGGCCCGGCGCACCCGUGGACGACGACAGACACGAACACAGUAAAAGUAGUGCGAAAGCUGCAAAAUGUGAAAAGAAGGAGGCUAGUACAGUAAGAGAAGAGAAGAGAAAAAACAAGAAUAGAGAUAAAGAUAAGGAUAAAGAGUUCAACGAUAGUCAUAAGAUCACAGAACAAACAAAAGAAAUAUUAGUUAAAGAGAAAGAUGCAGAAAGUACAAAAGAACCCGUCAAAAUUAAUAAAGAAAAUAAUAAUAGUCAUAAAGACAAAGACAAAGAGAAGGAGAAAGAGAAAAGAGACGAAAAGGAGAGGGAAGCAAGAGAACGGGAGCAAAGAGAAAGAGAAUUGCGCUCGUCGCGGGAGCUAAGCGAGGAGCUGAGGCGAGUGCGCGCCGAGCUGUGCACGGCGCGGAGCGGCGAGGCGGAAGCGAGGCGAGCUCUGGCCGCCGCCGCCGCAGCGGAGCGCGCGCGCCGGGCCGACCACCUGCAGCUUCGGCAGGCGCACGCGCAGCUACAGAACAAAGUGUCGACGUGGCGCAGCGGCGAGCGAGCGGCGCUGGAGCGGCGGCUGAGCGAGGAGCGGCGCGCGCGCACCAACGCCGAGCACCAGCUGCUGCGCGCCAGACACGCCAACAGGACGCCCAACGGCGAGUGUGAGAACGAGUGGUGCAAGGGGCGGCGCGGCGCGCAGGAGGCGGACGCGGCGGCGCUGCGCCGGGAGCUGCAGAAGACGCGCGAGCGAGCGGUGCAGCUGCAGAAGGAGCUGCUGCAGUCCGCAGAACAGGUGCGGUCGCUGGAGGACGCGGCGGCAGCGGGCGCGGCGGCGGCGGCGGGCGGGCGCCUGGCCGACGCGUGCGCGGCGCUGCAGGAGCGCGCGGCGCACCUCGAGCGCUCGCUGUCGGCCGAGACGCGCGUCAAGCUCGACCUGCUGUCGGCGCUGGGCGAGGCCAAGCGCCACCUCGUCAUACAGGAGGGUUUAAUAUCAAGGCAAGAAAAAGAAAUAGAGGAACUAAAAGCUCAAAUGUUGGCCGUCAUGCCGACGGAGUUUGUCUCCCCGGGCGGCGGCUCGGUGUCCAAACUGCGUCUGUCGGACGGCUCGCCGCUCGACCCCAACGCGUCCGUCUACACGCCUAAACAACUGUGCUCAGACGCCUGAGCGCUCAGCCCCGAGCGCCGCUGAGCAUUCGCGAACCGAACUGAGCAUCUGACGUAUUUAGGCUAAGAGGUGAUGGGCGAUUAAUGCAAAGUGCUGUAAUUGCUUGAAAUGUGUAUGUUGUCAAUAAGUAUAUCGCUGCAAACCAAAUAUUGAUCAACAUAGAGCAGGCUUGAUUCCGCGACCAUUCUGAUUUUGGUUUUGAAUUCAUCUUAAAGUGAUCACAUUCAUACUUGGUGUGCUAUAAAUUGUUUUAUUAUUAACCAAGUGCAACUAAAUAUUGUUCUAAAUAUUUCUGCAGUAAUUAAUUUAUAUUGUGAUAUUAAAUUUGGAAAUUGUUUCACGAGUAAGUGCAACAAUGCAUUUUUGUACUAAGUUACUUACAUAUUGUCUCUUUAUUACAACAAUACAUUCUUGUGUGCAUUACUAGAUUAAUUCGUAUAAAAUGAUCUUAGAUAUAUGAAUAGAAGAUGCCGCGCGUUUCGUAGGAAUACGGGUAUAAUAUAGCCCAUAUCCUCAAUAAAGGCUAUCUAACAUUGAAAGAAUUUGUCAAAUCAGACCGGUAGUUCCUGAGAUUAGCGCGUUCAAGCAAAUAAACAAACUCUUCAGCUAUAUAACAUUAGUAUAGAUAAUAACAGUGAUGCGAACUCAUUGUCAUCUACUGUAAGUUGCUGUCAUCUAGCUUGCAUUUACCCGAAUGUUACACAAAUACAUACGAGUACAAGCACUUUAAACAAAUCGUCCGUCACCUCUUGGCCUAUCCGCCACAACAAAACCGCCUUCCAUACCGAUCUUUGUAUGCGUAUCGCUGAUCUCAAUCGUUUAAUUUUUUUUUUGUUCUCUAUUCGAACUAAAUGUUUAGGAAUAACUGAUAACUUUAUUUUUGUUACUUAAGUUACUGUUAAGGCAGUGUUUUAUUUGUUUCAGACAGUAUUCAAAUGUAUAGUACUGAACCAUAAACUGGGAAAACUAUUUUUAUAUUUAGGUCCGUGUUAAAAAAAAAUAUAAAAGAUAAUUCUAGAGAGUUACAGUCAAACUAAGUGAUAUCGGUAUUUUUUUACAUGCUUUAUGUAACUAUGUAUGUAAGAAAAUCUUGGAAUCUUAAUUUUACCCAUUUCCCGGUCUUCGAUUAGGAUGAAUUUUUGCACACGCUUUGAGUUCUGAGUGCCUAGUGGGAGUUUUCUAUAUUUUCAUACUGUUACUAUCGCGUUAACGUUAACAUAAAUUUAUAUGGAAUUAAAAGAGUUGUGCAGUAGUGCCACUAGAUGGCGCUGUUUCAAUUCCUUACAAAUUUGCGUUUACGUUAACGCGAUAGUAACAGUAUCAAACUGCCACUAGGCCCUCUGAUGACAAUACAUGACUAGCUAAGAAAUGUCAUUACAAAUCCAAUAUGGCGGCCUCCCCAAGAUGGCGGACUGGCUGAUUGAAAUCCACCCCCAUUAUAUGGACAUCAAAUUAAAGGGUUUGCUGUCAGGAAUACGAAAAAAAUAGUCACGUGACUUAAAUGCAAUAUUUGUAAUUUUAGUGCUAAAAGCAUGUUUUUCAGUUUUUUAAACUAUUCAAAGUUUUGGUUUAGUUGUGUACAGGUAUUAUUACAUGUGAUACUAAAUGCUGCAGAAUCAAUUAUCACGAUCCCGAUUAGGAACAGCGUGGUGGGCAUAGGUCCCUCUUGUUGGAUAAAGAAGUCAUGUAUAAAAUAGGCUAUAUCGCUAUAAAUAAUGAUAAUGUAAACUUUUACAUUUACACUCAAAAAAAUUAUUGAGUAUUAAGUCAUAAAUACUUUGUCUAAAGCAGUUUAAAAAGUAAAACCAAAAAUCUAAGCAAACAAUUUCAUUGUAUCUUGGAUUUAUAGUAUAACUUUUAAGUACUGUCUGAAAAAAAAAUCGUCUGUUAAACGCCCAUACAAAUAUCGGUACGACUGGAGACCUGAAUACGUGUGUUAGUUUUGUAAACUGUACGUACUAUAGAAGAUAUCUGUGCCCUCACUACGAGAGCUACACGUGGUAUACCAAAACACAUAGUAAAUUGAACCUUAUGUUGAUUGUCUUAAAGUUCAUAUUUGCCUGUCCAACUAUCGCCGCUAGAAAACUGUAGCACUGAAUUUACGACUCUAAAAUAAACAGCAUAAGUUGCAUUUUACUAUGUUAUUUGGAUAUGCAUUUUACCUUAUGUUGGUUGUCUUAAAGCUCAUAUUUGCCUGUCCAACUAUUGCCUGUAAAACUGUGGCACCGAAUUUAAACUCUGAAACAAACAAUAUAAGUUCUAUUUUACUAUGGUCUUUAGUUAUUCAUAAAUUGUAGAGUUUUUCGUACUGAGGGCGUGGACCGUUUAUUUUUUCAUCAUUGAAAUAUUUGGAUUAGAAAACUUGUGUACCUUUAGAGCCUUGACACACUAUGAUAUAAUUGGGCCCACUCUUCAGAACGAUACAGAAAUGAAAAAUGUACUAAAUUUCUUGUAUUUUUUACUAAAUUACUCCAUUUGAAUUUUAGAGGAAAUUAUAUUGGCCAACAGGGAAAAUAACAUGAUUUCAUUAUUUUUAUAAUAGUGCGUAUUUCACUGAUUGACAUGGGUUGCCAGCUGUCUUUGUAAACGCGCACUGUCUUUGAAUAUCAAUGUCAUCGGUUACGUUUGACGUUGUAAGUUAAUUCUAUGUAUUACCUUUGUCAAACUGACAGUUUUCCUAGAGAUUUUGACAAAAUGUGUCAAAUUAAUGUCAAAUCCCUAGAAAAACUGUCAGUUGGACAUAGAUAAUGCAAUGAAUUUAAUGUCAAACGGAUCCAAUCAAGUUGUGCAAAUGCACCUUUAACAAGCAAUUUAGCUGAUUUAUUGACUGAAAAUUGGAAUUAAAAUCUCCUUAUAUCGUAUAAAUAUUUUUAACUUGAGUUUGUAUGGAGAAUGGGUUUCUCCUUUGAUUUGGUUUCCAUCAUUUAGCUUAUAUUCUAACUGCAGAUUGUAACACUAAAAGGAAAUUAAGGCUGAAACGAAAUUUCUUUGUAGGACGUCAUAUUUAUGUAUUAUCCUUAUCUAUACUUAAAUUUCAAGUUGGAAACCGUAUUCAAAUUUUCUGAAAUGCCCUAAACACAACAAUUUGUCAAAUACUCUGUGGUUAACUUAUACCAAAAGUCCUCUACAGUCUUAAAAUACAAGCACACAAAAAUGACAAGACUUAUAAGUGACAUUAUUCAAGGCCAUGUCUUUUUUUCUUUACAAGUUAGACUACAAUAUCACCUGAUAAUACGUGAUGAUGCAGUCCAAGAUGGAAGCGGGCUAACUUGUUAGGAGGAGGAUGAAAAUCCACACGGUUUCUACACGACAUCGUAUAGGAACGCUAAAUCGCUUGGUAAGCCUAUGCCGAAGCCAAAAUCUUAUAUUUAUCUUCAUUUUUCUGUUUGUGUUGCAAUCUCCACUAGUAUAUAAGCUUGAUAGUGCUCAUUAAACAGUGAACUUUUUGCGUUAUAAUAUAUUGUAGUGUGUUGAGUUUAUUAGCUAGCGGUGAUUGAUAAAAUUACUUACUGCAUUGAUAGAUAAAAUUAUUUACCUGCUAAAUCUAUUGAGGCAAAGCAUAUUGAAACGUUUGCCAUUUCUUAGGUCCGCCAUUUUGAAGUAAUACAAAAUUUUCAAAGUUUCAAUGACGGAAUUUAAUUUUUUUCCAAAUAGGUCCUUCUAAUUAGCAAGUUACAUUUGUGCCAAAUUAUUAAUACGCAACCUUUUGACCUUGAAAAGGUACCUGACCAGUAUGACUAAUAGACGAACUGUAAUUGGAAAAUGUAGUAGCUUUUCUAUAUUUAAUAGUCAUAAUGGUUAUAAAUGCUGAGCUAAAUGAUCUAUAGAUUGAUCUACAACUGUCCAUUUAACUCCAAUACUUGUCGGUACAGCAGCAGUUUCUUUUUCUCCGGCCUUACAAUGAAAUGCCCUAGAUGGAGGUUGCGUUUAUACACCGUGAAGUUUCCUUCGCCUUAAACCAAAAUCCCACACAAUAUACCCGCUGUAUAUUAAUCUUAAAAAAAGAAAGUACCUACAAUUCAAGAAGUUACAAUUGUAACAAACUUUCAAAAAUCGAUCAUCAUUAAAACAUCCUGUGUUUUCCUAACAUAUUAACGCUGGACAAUUACAUAGAGGUCAAUUGCCUCUAUGCAGGUUUGCUCAGAUCUUCGUCCCGGAGCUUAAAGUUGAAUCGUUGAACAUGUGUUCACUAACAGUGGAAUUCAUAGACGUUGCAGGGGCACCCCCAGGUGAUCAUUUACCCGCUGAGUGUUGAAUUGUCAAACAGUUUAAAUUCGACACUCAGCGGGUGAACAAUCCUCUGGGAGCGCCCUCACAACGUUUAUGAACACCAAUGUAGGUCCACAGUGCCUACACUAAAACAUAACAUAACAUAAACAUACAAAAGUUUUUCCUACUAAGCGUAUUGUAUUCAUGGUGAGACAGACAAAAUAUAAACGUAGGGAACUAUGGUGAAUAGUAUAAAUCCACGGUUUCUAAAAAUGUAGAAAAGCCCUGAAAAUUCAAUGAAGUGGUAUUACUAAUUUACAUACAUAACAUGGUAGACAUUAUUUUAGAAGUUCGUUCUACUCAACUUUUGAACACCUGUUAUUAGUCUGUUUUUUUUUAGGUAUACAAACGUACUCUUAAGCCAGCAUAAUUUUUGCAUAAUAUUGUUUUUUAUUUUUUUUGACUUUUUUGAUACGUUUUAGGUUAAUUGAAAACCAUUCUGUUGAGUGCAAACUAAGACUUACUAAACUAAGUUAUCAGAAGUUAAGAUAGCAAUAUUAUUAUUAUAAUUAAAUUGUUAUUUGUUUAGAUAUUGGUGAUUUUAUCAAUCCACGCACACUGAUUACACUAUCCUUCCAUUCUUUUAAUGUCGUUUUUGAAUGCAGAAAGUUAUCCAUUUUCGCAAAAAUUUAUUCAAAAUAUUUAUUAAGGUAUUGUGUCAAUAGUCCAAAUUUCAAUUUAAAGAAAAACAGUCAUGGACUAUUAUAUAUUUGAAAUAAAAUUAUUUUUGAAUUUUGCAAACGUUUUGCAUUAUUAAAAACGGCACACACAGCUGCUGCAUCCAAUAAGAGACGUGUUCUUUUUAAAUUUAUGUGAUAUAUUGUACAAAAAUGAGAUUGGAUCUGACUCUUCUUGUAUUAAAUUAUAUUUUAUUGACGUUUUUGUCCUAAUGUGACGUUUUAAGCGUAGCGUCUUUUAGUCAUUCAUUACUUUAACAUAUUAAAAUGUGCGUUUGUAAAUUUAGGCUAACAAUAUUUUUUUCAGUUAUAUAUUAUCUGUUAUAUCUACAAUUUUUGGUAAAAAAAUAAGAUAGGCUGUCUUCGGUUUUGUAUUAAAAAAGUGAUUGUUGUGAAUUAUUUUAUUAAAAUCAACAACAACAGUGUAUUUUGAUUUCUGUUAGAGAAAAAUUUAUUCAUGUUCAAAAAGUAUUAAUCUAUCGAGCUUAGUUGAAUAGUAAUUGAAACCAUGGCGAGACGCUACGCUGGUUUUCUUGUUGAAUAUGAAAGAUGAUUUUAAAAUAAUCCGACACGAAACUUUUGACAGUUAUUAAACCAUGACAGUAGAGUUGUGUUUGUUGUGAUUUGUAAAUGACUUCCAUGGUAUAAUUAAUAAUUUACUUCAUUUUACUGUUAUAUGGACUAUUCAUAAAUUCUACAAAGUUAAGUAAUUUUGUGAAUAGUCCAGCUCUGUACCUACUCGUAUCCCAUUCUAUGUGUGUAUUUUAAUAAACCUAACACACAUAAUUAACUGAUAAUGAUAAAACAUGAAAGUAAAUGUCAAACCAAAAUACGAAUAUAAAUAAUUUCUGAUGGCAGGCGCAAUUUAUAUUUUGCUGCAAUUUAUAUAUCAAUAUGAAAAUAAAAAAAAAACAAUUUAGUCAGUUAAAGCUAAUUACAGUUAAUCAUUUACAUACAAUCCAUAAAGUUAUCAUGCACAUUUUUAAUUAUGUUAAUUUGGCCAACUUGAAAUCAAGAAAUGAGUUUUAAUAUAAAAAUUGUCAUUUCUUUUAUAAGUAUAAAUGUUUGAAAAAGAAUUAAUAAAUACAUCAAUAUGGCAUUUAAGUUCUCAUUUUCAAAAUGCAGCAUAGGUAUACACAGUAAACUGUAUGUUUAAUGAUUUUCAUGUUGAUAUAUGUAUUUACAAAUGUUGUUUGGUUGUGUCUUGUUUUAUUAGAUAUUAAUUUAGUUCAUUACGUCGGAGUCACAUAAUACUUCCACUGUUGUCUUCUCUUUUUUUUAACGUUUACAAAACUCCUGUUGCAUUUACAUCAUAGUACAAGUACAAUAUUACUUUUAAAAUUCAUAAUACGUAUGUUUCAAAAGAGUGAGAUUGUCUAUGGUCAAAGGUGGGUGGACUAUUCACUUAAUUCAUUUGUUUUGAUUUUCGCUUUUGCAUCAGUGAUUUUCUCAAUUGUUUUUCAACACUAGAAAGACGGAAAAAUAUUCUUACCAAGAAAAACGGGUAGCGGUCAAAAGACACUUCAUCGUAAUAGCAUUUUAUUUAUGAGUAUUUGAUUUCAAAUAAAUUUAUCAUCUUUAGAAAAUGCUUGUUAUUAAUAAGUAAAUAGUUGAAUUUAAUUUAUUAAUUUUGUAAUAACAUCGUUUGUAACAAGUUUAACUCAUAUUAUUUAUUUAGAACUAGCGAACCCCCUACGAUUUCUAACAAAAACUUCAAAAUCGGUCAAAAGACCCGCGACAGUCUUUCUAGUGUUAAAGAUAAAACGAUUCAUUUCAACAUAGAAAAAAAUAAGUUUAAAAUAAAAAUACCUGCUGUUAGUUUUUGUAAUUUUCGAAUAGUCCACCCAUUUUAUUUUACUAGGCAGUUCCACUUUAAUCUGUUGUAACGAGUACAUUAUUAUACAUACAUAAUCAUAACGCACACCGGAUUCGAAAUGACAUCGGAAAUUUUCAACCGUUGUAUUUAAAAAAAAUGAGAUUGUGUUGUUGUCAACAAACUCUAGUCGUUUGAAGGCCGUUUACAUUCGCCCGUUACGUUAUCGGAAGGUCGUGCCAUGUUUUAAAUGUAUUACUGUCGCGGUGUAAACGUGCUUCGAAAUUUUCUAUGUAUCCUAGGUUUUUUAGAAUUUAAUUUUAUGAUUACCUACAUCAGAAUGCGCACUGCCUCCGAAGUCAAACUUCCGUACAGAGGGACAUUUUGUUUAUACAAUUCAUUUACACCGGUCGGUUGUUUUUGUGUUUAACAAAAAAAAAUCAAAUAAAACUGGGGUCUUUUUUUGGAAAUCUGAUUAUUUAUUUGUAUGACUAAAAAGGAACUCCAGAUAUAACCCACCAUGCCACUCCAAUUUGUCAAAGUGUACCUAUGUAUGAAAUUUUUUUUUAUACAAACGCAACCGACCGGUGUACUAAAUUAUAUGUAUAACUACUGGUUGUAUGUUUUUAUUCGUAAAAAAAAUUGCGGUCAUGAAGUACUUAAACUAGAUUUAUAUUUGGACGCGAUUUAUGGCACCUCUGCAAAGCCUCAAAUCACACUAUGCGGGUAGAGUAAAAAAAAUAUAUUCAGUCGAAAAUUCUACCUUUUUACACUGUAAAUAUUUAAUUUGACUCUACAUGUGUGAUGUAACUUUAUAGUGUUUCUACUUUCUGAAGACUGUUUCGAUUUGGAUGUAAUGUGUGUAAUAAAAUAAGGAGUACAAACAAAAUUUUGACAGGCUUGUUUUGCAAAAACAGGAACAUCAGCAGUGCAAAACAUAACAAAAAAUCCCAUAUUCGCCUCAUUAGUGAGCACGAGUCUCCUCAAAAGGAGAGGGGUUGAGCUAAUCUACCACGCUGUCCCACACACACAUCUUCACAGCUAUCUGAGAAUUUUCACGAUGUUUUUUUCUUCAUCGUAAAACUAUAUUAGGCAUUAAAUUUCAUCAUCUGUGAGUGACUGAUUAGUAAAGUUUCGAUGUCAUACGUCCUGUUUCACUAUAAAUAAUUUAACAACGUUAAAAAAGUUGACGUUCCUUUACGUUACACACACAAACACUGUAAAAUUACUACUACAUACAAAGGCAAACAGUCUUCCGAGAGUAAAAAAACUAUAACAAAUGUCUGUAUUAGGACUAUUUUUCGAACACGGAGUCGAGAUAAUGUGAUAGGUGACGAUUUUCUUGAACAAUACUCUGUUGACGGCGCGACUGGUUGGUACGAGCUGUUGGCUGAUCUGAAUGUUCACUAGUGAAACGUAAGCGACAAUGUUUGUUUGUAUUAUAAACGGAUGCUGUAACAGCAAUAAAAAAAUCAGACUUGA
Bicyclus anynana (squinting bush brown) is the source of this 10580-nucleotide messenger RNA. RefSeq names its product macoilin-1. NCBI's taxonomy places the organism in Eukaryota, Metazoa, Arthropoda, Insecta, Lepidoptera, Nymphalidae. Gene Ontology annotation, cellular component: rough endoplasmic reticulum membrane. The record is from RefSeq and is a predicted model, not a curated record. Gene Ontology annotation, biological process: neuronal signal transduction. The transcript is spliced from 14 exons. The coding region runs from base 216 to 2339 and encodes 707 amino acids.